Messenger RNA from Penicillium canescens, 1701 nucleotides. Its product is annotated as chaperonin-containing T-complex alpha subunit TCP1. Lineage: Eukaryota; Fungi; Ascomycota; Eurotiomycetes; Eurotiales; Aspergillaceae. Gene Ontology annotation, cellular component: chaperonin-containing T-complex. The transcript is spliced from 6 exons. The record is from RefSeq and is a predicted model, not a curated record. Gene Ontology annotation, biological process: protein folding. Gene Ontology annotation, molecular function: ATP-dependent protein folding chaperone; ATP hydrolysis activity; ATP binding. Bases 1 to 1701 code for a protein of 566 amino acids.
AUGGCAGGCAUCUUUGAGGCACCGCGGAAUGCGGACACACUCUUCCUGGGUGGGCAGAAAAUCACCGGUGCUGAUGUCCGUGAGCAGACUGUUCUGGCGACUCAGGCCAUCGCAAAUGUCAUCAAGAGCUCUUUCGGUCCCUCCGGUUUGGACAAGAUGAUGGUGGACGACAUAGGGGAUGUUACUGUGACGAACGACGGCGCUACCAUCCUGUCUUUGCUGGAUAUUGAGCACCCUGCAGGCAAGAUCCUCGUUGAUCUGGCCCAGCAACAGGAUAAGGAGGUCGGAGAUGGCACAACCUCUGUCGUUCUUAUUGCCGCAGAGCUGUUGCGGAGAGGAAACGAGUUAAUUAAGAACAAAAUCCACCCCACGACCAUCAUCACAGGAUUCCGUCUUGCCCUGCGCGAAGCCGUCAAGUAUAUGAACGAGAACAUUACGACGAAGGUGGAUAAUAUUGGAAGGGAUAGCUUGGUCAACAUUGCGAAGACUUCCAUGUCCAGCAAGAUUCUCGGUUCCGACUCUGACUUCUUUGCGAACAUGUGUGUGGAUGCGAUGCUCCAGGUGAAGUCCGUCAACCAGAGAGGCGAGGUUAAAUACCCCGUCAAGGCUGUGAACCUGCUGAAGGCCCACGGAAAGAGUGGUACCGAAUCCGUUCUCGUGAACGGCUAUGCUUUGAACUGCACCGUUGCUUCUCAGGCUAUGACGACUCAUGUUACCGACGCCAAGAUCGCUUGUCUGGAUAUGAACCUGCAGAAGGAGCGUAUGAAGCUUGGUGUUCAGAUUACAGUGGAGGACCCCGAUCAAUUGGAGAAGAUCCGUGAGCGGGAGUCGGGCAUUGUUCUCGAGCGUGUUGAGAUGAUCCUGAAGUCCGGUGCCAAUGUCGUCCUUACGACAAAGGGUAUUGAUGAUAUGGUUCUCAAGCUCUUUGUCGAGCGUGGAGCCAUGGCAGUUCGCCGUUGCAAGAAGGAGGACUUGCGCCGUAUCGCCAAGGCUACCGGUGCUACCCUGGUCAGCACCUUGUCUGACCUCAACGGAGAUGAGAAGUUCGACGCAUCAAACCUUGGACACGCCGAGGAGGUUGCGCAAGAACGGAUUUCGGACGAUGAGUGCAUCCUCGUCAGGGGCACCAAGGUCCACAACUCCGCUUCCAUUAUUCUCCGUGGUGCCAAUGAAUACAGUUUGGACGAGAUGGAGCGCUCUGUGCAUGACUCUCUCUGUGCUAUUAAGCGGACUCUGGAGAGCGGAAGCAUCGUUCCUGGCGGUGGAGCCGUGGAAACAGCACUUCAUAUCUACCUUGAGGAAUUCGCAGUGACAGUGGGCUCUCGUGAGCAACUGGCCAUCGGCGAGUUCGCACAGUCUCUUCUCGUCAUCCCUAAGACUCUGGCAGUCAACGCAGCCAAGGAUUCAUCCGAGCUUGUCGCCCAGCUCCGGGUUCGCCACGCCCUGUCACAGCGUGUGCAGGACGGCGAUGCCAACGAGGAGGAGAAGGCCAUCGCCAAGAAGAAGACUUACCGCAACUACGGUCUGGAUCUGUCCAAGGGUCGGGUUCACGACACCCUGAAGGCGGGUGUUUUGGAGCCCAGCAUGAGCAAGGUCAAGCAGCUCAAGAGUGCCGUCGAGGCUUGCAUAGCCAUCAUGCGCAUUGACACUAUCAUCAAGCUGGAUCCCGAGCAAAAGGCAGAUGACGGUCACGGUCACUAA